Molecule: messenger RNA, 3447 nt
Organism: Trichophyton benhamiae CBS 112371
Lineage: Eukaryota; Fungi; Ascomycota; Eurotiomycetes; Onygenales; Arthrodermataceae
Product: nuclear pore complex protein Nup107, putative
Exons: 5
Coding region: 1-3447 (1148 amino acids)
Biological process (GO): regulation of DNA-templated transcription; post-transcriptional tethering of RNA polymerase II gene DNA at nuclear periphery; mRNA export from nucleus
Cellular component (GO): nuclear pore; nuclear pore outer ring
Molecular function (GO): structural constituent of nuclear pore
Source: RefSeq, a predicted model, not a curated record
AUGUCUUCGGUCUCUGAGAGCUCCGUGGAGGAGUCGGACUCCAUGUACUCCGAUGUCUCACCAGCUCCUCCGAGCCAUCUCCAUGACGUCGAAAUCAUCGAAAUAGACAGCAGCGAAGAUGAUGGGUACGAAAGAGACGAUGGGAGACAGGCUAUAGAGCUGGAUGAUGGAGAUUCGGAAGAGCAGGACUCUGAUAUUGUGACUGAUAAUGAGUUUGAGGCGCGGCCUGGUUUCGGUGACGACGCCUCAAUGGAAGACGAAGAGGACGAAGAGGACGAGGACGUUGAUGGAGAUGAUGAAGACGAGGAGAGCCGUGACGCAGAAGAAGAUGAAGAGAGUGCUGGAGAUGUUUGGAAGCCGAACGGAGUUCAUCACAAUGGUAUCAACGGCACAGCACCUGCGCCUGCACCAGUCUCUCAUCCAUCUAAACUUCGCGCCGGUAGGUCGACUCAGAGGAAUCUGAUUUCACUAACCGCCUUUGCUACACUGAUGCUAACUCAUGUGAGUACAGAAACUAUCACGCUCUCUGAAACUCCCGAACCACCCCUCCUCCUACCAACAGGCGUAAAAGACGCCCUUCAUCCAUUACAACACACUGCAGAUCGAGUUGUCAAGCAGAUAGAAGCCUAUGCGCAAAGUCUAGACAAUUUUAGACGGCAAGGCCUCCAACCGGGCGAUACCCGGGCAUUCCAAGAAGCCUGCAAGCUUGUGAAGAAGUACCAGCAAAUUGCCGAAGAUACUGCAAAGGAACUAUCGCAGCCCACCGGCGCUCGAAAAUCACUCAGAUCUUCCACCUUAGUGAACUUAAGUCAGAGUUACAAGCCCAAUGUGUCGGUUAGCAAGGAUGAGGAGGCCAGUAUCAGACGUUGGCAAUUAGAGGCAGACACCUGGGGUUUGGUCUUCCAUCUGCUUGCAGUUGGUGACCCUGAGUCGCACAUGCAGGCGCAGCUCAAUCAGAAGACGGCAUUACAAACACUCCAUCGAUACUCGACGGACCACGAUAUCUGGGAGACCUUUCUGAGAACCGACCAUUUCGCUGUUGAGAAUGCGGUCAUGCUCAAAUGGCUAGAAAACACUGCAAGGGCUGGCAUUGAAGUCAUGGACUCGACAAUCUCCAAGUUGGAAAUGGAUGCGAACCGAGGUGAGGGGCUAUGGGCUCAUGGGUGGCUAUACACAAAAGAAGCUAUCAAGGGCGCGAAACGAUUGCGGUCAUGGCCUCAACCUCUCGAACCUGACGACCCGAGCGUUACUGCGUCUCUUUUGAGUUCAUCCCACAACGAGCCUCUAAUUACUCAACUUGACCCCGAUGCGGUUACUCGACAAGGCCUUGGUCUCCAGAAACAAGAUCAAUCAUUUGAAGAGGCAACAUGGCUAGAAUGCUGGAAGAUGAUUAGAACCGGGAAAGAUUGGCUGUCUAUUCGGGAAUGGGCUAAGGAGCGCCUUGAAAGCUGGCGAGCAAUUAGUCUGUGUGGUUCGGCUGGAGAUUCGUCACUAUCGGCUAAGGACCCUUCUCACUCAAGUCUUCUUCGAAUGAUGAAUUACCGCUCCCAGGAAUCUUGGAGAGCUGCUUGUUCAGUCCUUGCCAAUAACCCGAAUUCUAACCGCUACGAACGGGCUGUUUAUGCCCUGAUAUCUGGAGAAACUGGCCCUGCAUAUGAAGUCUGCCAAAGCUGGAGUGACUUCGUUUACGUCAAUUGUAACCAUAUUCUACUUUCCCGGUACCGAGACUUCUGCAAACAACUUCAGCGGAAGCUCAGCUACGCUCCAAAGGCUGAGGUCGAGCUACGUGUUGACCCUCCACAGUAUGACAGCAUACGCAACUUCCUGGAUACAUUGGUCAAAGAUCCACGAACGGCUAAGGAGUCUAAAAACCCAUACUGCACUAUCCAGGCUGCGAUAUUGGGCCAGAGCUAUGACCAAUUCUUCAACCUCCAGGCGAAUGCUUUAACCAAAGUAGCGCAAGAGAGUGGGGAGCCUACCCUUAUACCCGAUAUUAGCUCCAUGCGAACCUUUGACCAGCCGACAUUGAUUGCUGCAAAGGAUAAUGAUUCUCUACGGCUUACGGCGCAUCUAUAUCUCAUCCUGCGGGCUGUCGGACUGGUUCGUUCCGACUCGCAUUAUUCUGCCACCGCUUCUAUCAACGUGGUGAGGUACAUCGACUUCCUCCGAGAAUAUGGGGCAACCAGGGAUAUCCCGCUCUACGCCUCCCUUCUCCCCCGCGACAUGGGCAAUGAAGUUCUUGGAAAGGUUCUCAUUGAGGUGACUGACCCAUCUGAACGAGAAUCGCAUAUUCAGAUGAUGAAACGCCUCAAGAUUGACACAUCUGCAAUGAUCCAAAGCCAAUGGCGAUGGGUCUUGAAGGAAGCAGAUAAAAAAUUCAACCCGAAACCGAUUAAACUUGUGAGAACAGUUACUACCGGCGGUGAUAGACCAGGAAAGAUUGGACAUAUCAUGAAGGGAUUCAUUUCCAAGUCCAAAGUCUCACCGGAAGAUGAGAACCUGAUUCGUUGUAUUGACUGGCACCGAUAUAUCAGUGGUCAGUGGUCAAGAAUAUGCAUCCUUGGGACACAUCUAUACAAGCGAUUUAUCACUGCUGGUAAAAUCUCUACUGCUCGCGAAAUGUAUAAGCGCGCAAAACUGCACCAGACACUUGUGGACAUGACAAACCGUGGCCAAGGGCCAUUACUGGAGCCUUUGACAGAAAACGGUGUUUCUAGUCCCACGUCGGACGGCACUUCUGAGCAGCAAAAGGCUAAGACGACGGAGAAGCUUACGCGCGAGCAGCUUCUGAUGCAGGCCGAAACGAUGUUAGAGCUCGAGCAGCUUAUCCAGUCCUUUGAUGCCAUUGAAAAAUGGGGAGAUCUGAUGGACGAUUAUACAAAUUGCUCGGAUACUACGCAGAAGCCUGCAAUAAAGAAGAAACUCCAUCCCGCUCUGGAUGCAAUCACCCAUGCAAUAGAACCUCUUUGCACCGAGUGGCUCAUUCAACCAAUUGAUGACGCCGAGGCGAAAGAACUCGCUUUUAUACGAUCAACUUAUCUCCCAGAGAUUAUCCUGGCAUACCACACUGCCCUCUAUUAUGCAGGACACAUACUUGGCCGCGAAAUCCUUGCCCAAUGCAUGACCCUCGCCACCGUAGUUUCAUCAUCGGCAAUCAUAACAGAAAGUUUUAUGGCAUCAGGCCGAAUGGGUGAGCUUGUCGAUGCGCUCACUCUGUCUAGCUUCGCGAUGAUGGGCACAGGGCAAUCGAAAUUGAAGCGCAAACUUCCUCACGGAGGUACCAACGAUAUUUGGAGGAUACGACCAAUUAAACUUGAUGAGAACGAGGAAGACGGACAAGAUGAUGCCCAUGAUGACAAGAAAGUCAAGCUUAACGGAGGCGAGAAUGGUAUUGAUGGGAACCAUGUCUCCGGAGUUUCAACACCGACUGCAGUCUCUGUGGUCUAA